GUUUAAGAAGUCCGGAUGCGCCCUCAAAUCAUCGUUCGCAUUUCCCCUCGUCUCUCCUCCUUCACCUCGCACAACCAAUCAGCCCACCAAUCAUCCACUCCACUGCCCAAGGCUCUCUCGAGCAAGCAGAACAGGCCAAAAAUUCUGUCAAAUCAACGGCUGCGGCCAUCGACUCCUGCGCAACCUUUGCAGUCCAAUUGGGACUGUUUGAGCAACUCUAUUUGACGCGCAUUUCGCAUUUCCAUCGCAUCUCAUUCGACAAGUUAGCGGUGCCUGCUUAGUCACUUGCUGUCAACCCGUCAUUGCUGCCUCGCGUCGCGCAACCUUCGAGAUUUCGAUAUCGCUAUCGCUAUCAGGCAAAAAUUGACACAAGGUCAAGGAACCUACCCGGUUUUUUUUUUAUAUAGUUGGUUGGCUGUCAGUUGAGUCAGUCCCGCCGAAUCAGUCUCAGUCGCAGCAAACCAGACAUCGGACCCCAAAUCCACCCGUUGAACCUGCCAAACGGACCGUCUGCAAAUUGGAGACGGGAGCAUCCGACCAACCACCAAUUCAAGGAGACGUCGCUUUAAACUCAACCAUUCAGCGACCACCUUCGCGCGCAAGAGCCACUCACUGCCAGGCUGCCUUAUUAGCCUUGUACAUGCUUAAAAUCAAAGAAACACCAAUAUCCACUUUGAGUUAUCAUACCCGCACUGCUUCAACCAGUCACAACCCGAGCGCAAAGCAUCCCAAAGACCCUUCCCGACACAGCAAAUCAAUUCAGGGCGCAGCGACCCUGCGGAUUAAGCACCGCGUCUGAUUUCGAGACCUAUCACCAACGCGAACCUCGACAUUGGCCUCAUCAUUGGCCGUGACAAGGUCCCGUGAUAACUUCCGCCUGCGGUCCUCAAUUACUCGGCUGCUUCCUAGCGCUUUUGCAACGUUCCUGGCAACAGGCAUUCAUAUUGUGCGUGAAUCUCCAGUUCUCGGGGAAUUUUUUUCCUAUUGUAUCCAGGACUGUGCAGACUUGGUGCGUCCACAGCCGUGCUUCUGAACAGCUUUGUUAUUCUCUGUUUAUCUGCCAAGGGCAACAGACAAGUGUCGCUUAACUCCAACGCCGUCAAACUUUCUUACGGCCUCUAGAAUUACUCGAGACUUUGGGGAGAGUUCCACGAAAGCUUGACGUUCCGCCCCCGCUCAACGCCAGUGUUCGCUAUUCGCUUAGGCGUCAUCCCAACUGCAGCGCUACCAUCAGCUUUUAUCGCCCAGCCCUCUAGGCGUUUUCCAUCAGCACCCUGUCCUCACGUGGCCUUGCUCACUCAGGCCUCCUCGUCUCGUCUCAAACGGCCCAGGACCGAGCCACCCAGCAUUUGCCCCGCGACAUCAGCUUGCAUAUGCCGUGUGCGACCAAUAGCAAGCCUUGCCUUGACACUUAAUCGACUGCCAACGCAUCAACUCCAAUAGAUUGGGUGCACAUCCAGCCCAAUCCACAGGUACAAGGUUACUUCUCUUGUACUGCAAAGCAUCGAGCCCAAAACAGAAGCUUGGUGUUUUUAUCUGAGCUGCAGGCCAUCCUGGAUUUAGUCUGCCUGGUAGCACAUCUUGUUACGACCACAGACACAGCUUUCUUGUCAGCAUUCCUCUACCCGAGCUCGGUAGCAUAGCAGCACUACGCGAACAUCACUUGGGUUCAUCUCGUCAACAACAUCAAUCUAUCGCGCCUGCCGCCAAUCAUCACGGCUUCAAGUCGGACCCUAAUUCAAUAUGAUGGAAUACGCCCAAUACCAGCCGGCGCAAAACAGCCAUUCUAAUCCACAUAUGCAAACGGCCUACUCCAGCUCAGCGGGUGGUAACAGCAUCACAUCCCCAUCGAGCCAGCAUCUACCGCAAACAUCGCCAAUUCUCCAGACCCAGCAGCAUCAGCCUUCGCCAACCCAAGGUCACAGCAUGUACCAAACCCAGUACGGCGUGCCUCAGCAGAACAUGCACUAUGGCAUGCCCCUACAGGCUGCAGCUCUGGCUGCCACCGCGGCUGCGUCAGGAACCAACUACCCGAACCCAUACAUGGCAGCGGACCCGAACUUGCAGCAGUCGCCUAGAAUGUCUGGUGUAAACUCUAAGAAGGACGUCAGAGCGGGACCUCGAUCUCCGCCGCAAAUGAACAGCAUACCUCCAGGACAGCGCCGUCUCAGUCAGGUCGCCAGCCCCGGUGUGCCUAAUGCGCAAGCGAUGCUCAACCACGCCUCUAGGUCUGCCGUCCCGCCGCCGAUGACGGCCGCACAGCAAAUGCCCCCACCCCAGUCCCCAGAGAUGGCUUCCGGAGCCGUGGAAGAGUCACCUCUGUAUGUCAACGCAAAGCAGUUCCACCGGAUCUUGAAGCGCCGAGUCGCUAGACAAAAGCUGGAGGAACAAUUGCGGUUGACGAACAAGGGACGCAAGCCGUAUCUCCAUGAGUCGAGACACAACCAUGCCAUGCGACGCCCUCGUGGUCCUGGUGGCCGUUUCCUGACAGCAGACGAGGUUGCGCAGAUGGAGCGGGACAAGGUCAACGGGGAUGUAAAGCAAGAUGGUUCGGAGCAGUCCUCGGUAACAGCAGGGUCGAAAACGACUGGAGGAACCAAGAGGAAAGCCGAAAGUACUUCGGGCGCCCCGAAUAAGAAGGCGAAGGCCGCUCCCGAAAGCCCAGAGGACGAUGACGCUUCGGACUAAUGCGGUAGCGUGUACUUGGAAAAAGGAGGAACAAUUUAUCGAAUUCUAUACCCAAGUCCAGCUCUGAGUUGAGGGUCGGAUCUCAUGACGUAAUGACACACGGCCAUGCUAUUAUUAUCGUCCAUACUCUUAUGUUUUCGUCGCCUGGGCGCAUGAGCAGCAUCGAACAAACGGUUGGCGAGGAGUUCGGGGUGGGCGAUACGUAUGCGCUCGUGCUUGUUCAACUUCACAAACUGGGUCGAAACCUUUUUUUUAUUUUAUUUGCUUACUGCUUCGUAGUGGGUGAUGGUGAUGGUGGUGGUGUGUGGCUACGAAGGGCAGUUACAUCGUCUACAAGGCUACACAUCCUGCAUCAAACUCACACUACAGGCUCUUUUAGGGAAGGAUAACGUUCAUUUUUCUUUCUUCAACACUGUCAUAGCGCGGAGCCUCUUCUAUCGGAUUUUUUCCUUUCAUCCUUGUCCAUAUUUCCUCUUAACCGGUACUACUACAACUCGCCUCACAGCACUUGCACUAAAAAGCGUAUAUUUCAUAUGUAGCAGGGGGAAGGAUUUUAGGUUGACGAAACGGAAAUGUUGCGCGGAUGGGUGAACGGAACUGGAUUUGGACUUGGACUGCACGCACGCACGCACGCACGCACGCACGGACGGAUGGACGAACGGAUGAAUGGACUUUGGCGGGCGGCUUAGUCGUGUUUUUUUUUGCAAAUUUUAUCAGGUUGGGAAUAGGACGAAUGUGGAACAGGACAGGACAGAAGGACAAGACUGCAUGAACUGCUUAUGAUUUUUGUUUUAUUCUUGUACUUUGUGGUUUUGCCAUCGAAAUUCUCUAUACUGGCAUUGCGAGAGACAUCAAAUUUGUAUGUUGUUUGCAUGAACUCGCGCAGCCUGCUUAAGAGUCUCUUGGCUUCGUGCCCUUCUCCACUCGUCUGAUUUGGCAUUGGUAUAUCUCCUCUCUUUGGACGAACAUAAAAGUCUCGAUGUCUGUCUUGUGUGACUGAGGCACGGGUGUUUCAAAUGAUCAGUCGACUCGGUAGUUAGAAUAGAUCGAGGGAAAAAAAUUC
This is a messenger RNA of Neurospora crassa OR74A, 3751 nucleotides long. Its product is annotated as CCAAT-binding complex subunit HAP2. The record is from RefSeq and is a predicted model, not a curated record. Gene Ontology annotation, biological process: regulation of transcription by RNA polymerase II. Gene Ontology annotation, molecular function: DNA-binding transcription factor activity, RNA polymerase II-specific; RNA polymerase II cis-regulatory region sequence-specific DNA binding. Lineage: Eukaryota; Fungi; Ascomycota; Sordariomycetes; Sordariales; Sordariaceae. The transcript is spliced from 4 exons. The coding region runs from base 1744 to 2688 and encodes 314 amino acids. Gene Ontology annotation, cellular component: CCAAT-binding factor complex.